Molecule: messenger RNA, 2217 nt
Organism: Globicephala melas (long-finned pilot whale)
Lineage: Eukaryota; Metazoa; Chordata; Mammalia; Artiodactyla; Delphinidae
Source: RefSeq, a predicted model, not a curated record
AUGUGGUGCCUGGACCAGCAGCUCAGCGUCACGGGGAACUCAUCAGAAGUGCAGGCUGUGAACCUGAAACCCAAGUCCUCCAGGGACUUUCAGUCUAUGGAGGAUACAGAUGCAGGACACAAUUACACCGACAGGUAUGGGGUUUAUUUUGAUGUUGUUAAUCGCUUAACAGGACAAACUGUAGAUAAAUCCUUGAUUUUCAACAUCAGGAUCAGCGAUGUGAACCAUCAUGCGCCCCAGUUCCCUGAGAAGGAAUUUAACAUCAGUGUGAAGGAGAACCACGCUGCAGGUAUUCAACCUAUUUUUGAGAUGUUAACAGUGGAUUUGGAUCAAGAAAAUACUCCAAAUUCUCAUGUCCUUCACGUCCUUGUUUCCCAAACACCGUUACUGAGAGAAAGUGCCUUCUGGAUUGACCGUAUUAGUGGAGAAAUACGACUGUCAGGAUGCUUAGAUUACGAGACUGCUCCUCGGCUUGCAUUCCUCAUCAGAGCGGGGGAUUGUGGAGGACCACCGUUGUCAUCCACGGCCAUGGUUCACAUACGUGUGCGAGACGGCUACAACCACAUAGCGGAUGGCCGAGCCAGCCAGGGCGUGUUAUGUCUUGAGGUCCAAGAUGGUGAUUCGCCCUUUACGUCAGCAUGGAGAGUGAAGUUCAAUAUAUUCAAUGGCAAUGAAGAGGGGCAUUUUGACAUUUUGACUGAUCCUGAGACCAAUGAAGGGAUUUUAAAUGUAAUCAAGCCUUUGGACUGUGAGACUCAGCCAGUGCGGUGCCUGGUCGUGGCCGUGGAGAACAAGGAGCUGCUCUUCUCCUGCGAAGGGGGGCGGCUGCAGAGGCCCCAGGCUGCGGCCAGCACCACCGCGAGUGUGCGGGUGGCCAGCGUCAACGACCCGGCCGCCUUCCUCCCCGGAACCUUCAUCAUCAGUGAAGGCGUCGGUGCUGGGCCUGGGACUCAGGUGGGAAUUUUUAAUGCUACUGAUCCGGACAGAACUGCCAGCCGGAUAAGAUACGAAGUGGCUUAUGAUCCGGCAGAUUGGGUCAGUGUAGAUGAGCUCUCAGGGGCAGUGCUCACCAGGAAGCAAGUUGACCGCGAAUCCCCGCAUGUGAAUGAAAGCUUUUACAUGAUCAUCGCUCGUACUUGUUGAUGAUGGUGUCCCGCCACAGACGGGGAUGGGCCCAUGCUGCUCUUCCUGUCAGACACCAACGACGACACGCCCACCCUCCACCCAUGGUCUCGAUACCUGGAGGUGGAGUCUGCAGGAGGCAGGCCCCGCCCCAUCGAGGUGGAGGACUGGGCCCAGGAGCCCUACUCCCACCCGUUCACCUUCAGAUUGGACAAUACGUGGGCAAACACAGAAGACACGUGGAGACUGGCGGAAAAUCAUGGUGAGUCGCUCAGUGGAACUUAUGCUGAGAAGCCUCCGCGUGGCGACUACUUGGUGCCGCUUUUCAUCGGAGACAAACAGGGACUUUCCCGGAAGCAGACUGUCCAUGUGAAGGUCUGUUCCUGUCCCGGUGGAUUCACAUGUGCAGACCCUCCGUCGGGAGCCGGGCUCCUCCAGGGGGUCCUGGCCUCUCUCUGUGCAGCGUUCAUAGCUCUGGCAGCCGCUCUGCUUUUCCUGCUGAGAUGCUAUUUUGUGUCUGGCCAGAGGCAGGGCUGCUCUCUCCCAUGUGAGGAAGGCAUCCAGACCCUGAUCAUGUGGAACGAUGGGAGGGACAGUGGGCAGUGUGGAGGCAUUUUGGUGGUCACAACUCAAUUGGGAGUGCAGUGGGGGGAUGAUGCUUUUGGCGUCUGGCAGGAAAGGUCAUUCGUCAGGGAUCAGAUGUCAGCCCUGUCCGUCAACACAGCCGAGGCAGGUGCCACGCUGGGAGCUAAGGUUUACCUGGAUACUGUGGUGCCCAGAGGACCCCUGGAAGUGAGGGUACGAGUGAUGGCAGGGAUGCUGAGUCAGCAGCUCAGUGGUGCUGACAUCCCCAAGGGAGACCCUGAUUACCCACCUCACGUCUACGCAGAGCAGGGCAAGUGUGAGCGAGUAGAGACCCGCAGUUCUCUCGCCUUCUCCGAACAUGACCUGUGGCCUGACUUGCUGGACUCUUUGGGGCCAAAGGCUGCUCCACUCGAAGAAAUAUAUUCUGAGUCAGGCUGGAACAUGGCUGUAAAAGCAGGCUAUCGGGAGACCUUGGGAACGGAGGCUUCCGACCAUGGGAUGAUGUGUUAG